CUGUUGUAUCUGCCAUAACCCCUUUCUUGGAGCCGUUACAAGCACCUGAUAUGCACCAUGGGCAAAGGACUUCAUCUUUGUGGAGUUAUUUCAAGCAAUUGGUGCUUGUGACGGGCACACAGUUCCUCUGGCUGACUGAGUUGUCAUCUAGGAGGAUAUCAUGGGCUAUGUGGCAGAAGGAGGGGAGGCUGCGGAAGAGAGUAAGCACGCUACUGAAUGCUGCACAAAACCAGUUCUCUUUUUAAAAGGAAGCAAAUACUCUCGGCCAUCAGCAGGGACAAAAAUAAGAUUCAUGAUGAUUCGUCAACAGCUAGUACUUAUCUUUGGAAUAUCACUAGCUAGUGACAUAUGUUCAUGCAGAAGCUGUUAUUCAGAAGCCCAAGUCUCCAUAUAUUAUUACUGCAACCUCACAGAUAUCCCACUUGUGCCAAAGGAUACAGUGAAGCUUUUGCUAACUUGCAACUAUAUCAGACGAGUGACUGCAACUUCGUUUCCACUGCUGGAGCACUUACUGCUGUUGGAAAUCGGAAGGCAAUAUGUCUAUCCUGUUACCAUAGGAGAAGGAGCUUUCAGGAACCUGCCAAACCUCCGUGUCUUAGACUUGGGAUUCAAUAGGAUUCUUCAACUGGAUCUUGAUGCUUUUGUGGGCUUGACAAGUCUGACUGUACUCCGUCUGUUUCGUAACUACCUUGGAAAUCCCAUCCUGGAGGAACGUUACUUCCAAGAUUUGAGCUCAUUAGAAGAAUUGGAUCUUUCAGGGAACCAAAUCACAAAACUUCAGCCUCACCCCUUAUUUUAUAAUCUAACAGUCCUGAAAUCUGUGAAUCUGAAAUUCAACCAGAUAUCCAACCUGUGCGAAAGCAAUCUUACCAGCUUCCGAGGAAAACACUUUUUAUUUUUUAGCCUCCGUUCUAAUUAUUUGUACAAGACAGAUGAAAUGGCCUGGGCCAAAUGCCCAAAUCCAUUCAGAAAUAUUACGUUUAACUCACUAGACCUUGGUGACAAUGGCUGGAGCACAGAGAAAGUCCAAUAUUUCUGUACAGCCAUUAAAGGGACUCAGAUCGGUUCUUUAAUAUUUAGCUCUCACACAAUGGGCUCAGGAUUUGGCUUUAAUAACUUAAAAAAUCCAGAUAAUAAUACGUUUGCUGGACUAACAAGAAGUGAUCUUCAUUUGCUUGAUAUUUCAAAUGGUUACAUUUUUUCUCUCAAUUCUUUAGUCUUUCAAAGCCUUGAUAAUCUGGCAUUGUUGAACCUUUUCAAAAACAAGAUCAAUCAAAUCCACAGGCAAGCAUUUUUUGGCUUGGGAAACCUAAAAAUUCUCAAUCUCUCAAGUAAUCUUUUAGGCGAGUUGUACGAUUAUACUUUUGAGGGUCUACGUAGUGUAAUAUAUAUUGAUUUACAGCAAAAUCAUAUUGGGAUGAUUGGCGAAAAAUCAUUCAGUAACUUAGUAAGUCUGAAAACAAUUGAUCUGCGAGACAAUGCCAUCAAAAAACUCCCUUCCUUUCCACGUCUGACCUCUGCCUUUUUAGGUGACAAUAAGCUAAUGUCUGUAGUCGGCAGAGAAAUCGCAGCGACAUACCUUGAAUUAGAAAGAAAUUGGUUGGCAAACCUGGGUGACCUGUAUAUUCUUUUCCAAAUUCCAGAUGUGCAGUAUAUCUUCUUAAAACAGAAUCACUUCUCUUACUGUGAGAAAAGUGAUAAUGCUAUAGAAAACAAUCAGUUAAUCUAUAUGGAUCUAGGUGAAAAUAUGUUACAGCUUGUGUGGGAGAGAGAUUUAUGUUUGGAUGUGUUCAGGGCACUGUCCAAGCUUCAGGUUCUACAUCUGAAUAACAACUACCUUAGUUCUCUUCCACAGGAGAUUUUUAGAGGUCUAACAUCUCUAAAAAGACUUAAUCUAGCUUCCAACCUAUUGUCUCAUCUUUCUCCUGGGGUUUUUCCACAAAGCCUAACAAACCUAAACUUGUCUGGAAACCAGCUUUUUUCCCCUGAGCCUGAAGUCUUUAUGACUUUGAGUAUUCUGGAUAUAACACAUAAUAAGUAUGUCUGUGAUUGUACUUUAAAGAGCCUGCUAGUGUGGCUAAAUGAAACCAAUGUAACCCUAGCUGGCUCAGAAGCUGACAGGUACUGUGUAUACCCACCUGCAUUUGCAGGGGUACCGCUGUCGUCUCUGACAUACGAUGGUUGCGAUGAAGAUGAACUCCAACAGACACUCAGGUUCUCGGUAUUCAUCUUCACCUCCGUCACUCUUCUAAUGUUUCUGAUGACAGUCAUCGUUUUCACUCGAUGUCGGGGGAUUUGUUUUGUCUGGUAUAAAACUAUCACAAAAAAAAUUAUAGACAACCGUCCACAAGUAGCAGAUAAAAGUGAAUACAAAUAUGAUGCAUAUUUGUGUUACAGUAAAAAUGACUUUGAAUGGGUCCAGAAUUCUUUGCUAAAGCACCUGGAUUCACAGUAUUUUGAUAAAAACAGAUUUACCUUGUGCUUUGAGGAAAGAGAUUUCUUGCCUGGGGAAGAACAUAUCAACAAUAUUCGUGAUGCCAUUUGGAACAGCAGGAAAACAAUUUGCAUAGUGACCAGGCAGUUUCUCAAAGAUGGGUGGUGUGUGGAAGCCUUUAAUUUUGCCCAGAGCAGGUACUUCUCUGAUCUGAAAGAUGUCCUCAUUAUGGUAGUGGUCGGGUCGCUUUCUCAGUAUCAACUGAUGAAACACAAACCGAUUCGAAACUUCUUACAAAGAAGUCGAUAUUUGCGGUGGCCUGAAGAUUAUCAAGAUGUAGACUGGUUUUUAAAUAACCUUUCUUGCCAAAUUCUGAAGGAAAAAAAAGUGCACAAGAAAGCCAGUGGUAUAGAGCUGCAGACUGUAGCAACACUCUCGCAUUGAUAGCGUGUGGGUUGCUGGCUUUCUAAAUGUCUCUUUUCCAGCCAUGCCAGGGCAGGAAUAAAGAGAAAUUUGCUUCAUCUUCCCUUGAAAAAGCAGGGAGAAAGAUGACUAUUUCACUAUAUACCCUAAUAAACAUGGAAACAGCUUGAAAGCAACCAGCAAAUAUAUGAAAGUGCAAUUAUUUUAUGGACUAUGACACACGCUUUCAGAUGAAUUAAAUGAAUCACAGAUGCUUCACAUUUUGGAUGCUCAGCUUCAGACACUUUAGUCCUGAUUUUUGGAGUACUGCUUACUUACAGGUCUGUUUCAGUUCGAGAAGGAUGUCCAUGGUUGUUUUGUUUUUUUUAAAGAGCCCAUGGUACUGUAUGGGAGUGAUCAAGUAUGCUCUCACGUAUGGCCUAGCCUGACCAUGACUUCAUGGAUUACUUACUCCUGUGCUUUCUGAACUCUGUAACUUUUCAUGCUCUGUUUCAAAGUCGCAUCAGUGCUUUGCACCUUUAUGCUUUAAAUUGGUGUAACACAGAUUUCGUUUCUUUGUUUUCUACUCGAUUAGCCUCAGCUUCUCAACUGGAACGUACAAACUUUGAACUUUAUUCGUCCCCUUCCCCUCCACAACUUCUUGGCUUGGUGAUAAAACUACGGCCAUUGGUCUACUUCAUUUGCUGCCUGGUGAUUUUUCAGUCGAGCUGCCUCCUGCCCUGCGGAGAGGAACAGGUACCCCUUUAGAUCUGAAGCGAGCCUGGGCUUGAAAAGCAAACAAGAAACUACCUCAGCAGCCGUGCGGGCUGUACACCAGUGACACGGCCAAUAGCCCAGCGACUGCCAGACAUUCUGGAAGUGGAAAGUACAGACAACUUGUCGGAAAUUUGGGUGGUUCUCUGUACAUCCUGUGUCCUGAUCAAUUCUAAGGGGUUUUUCUGCUUCUAUUACAACAUUUUUUUAGAAUCAUUAGUGCCUGGUACUCUCUUACCUCUCUAAUCAUUUUACCACUGUUUGUUCAGGUGUGUGUCUUCAGGGGGUUAUUCAGGGUCAUUUUAAUAAAAGUCUGACUCAGUGUUCACUGUUAUAGAACCCGCACCUAUUAUUUCUAUGGUGACAUACUCCUGGAGUGUACUGUUCAUUUCAGUUUGUACAUUUAUUCAACAAAAGCCUACCAAUGUAAUUUCAAUGAGUUUUUUGCUGUAGUGAGGAAGCAGGAACGGGAGGUUUUAUAAGCUGUCUUGACCUUGGCUGCAAACAAAUAAUACUGCCUUAACUACUUUGAUGGAAAUGAAAAAGUACAAUCCACUUCACAUCAAUGUAGUUGUUUGAAUACAGACAUGCCUGUGGCUGAUCUAAUUUACUCUCAGUGUACAGGAUUUCUAUUGAUAAAAUUACUACAGUAAAAUAUUGCUUCCUUCUCAAUCAGUGUAGUCAUUCAGGAACAGAAAAGGGCUAAACCUUGGAAAAUUUUCCAGGCGGCAUGGGGCCGGGAGGAGUGGAUUAGAAAAGGGAUUGACUGUGCUGAUGAAGCCCUGGGUGUCGCUGUUGGCUCAGAUAACAGCAAGGGCUUCCCAAAUUCCUCCUGCCUCCCCUCCACUGCAGCUGCUGCCAUUAGGGAAAAAAUGCUGCUGCAGAGGGAGGUGUGGAAAAUGAACCAGCAGCCCUGGCUUCCCACAGCCCCCCUGGGCUGUCAGAAAAGCCACUGCCUGCAUUUCAACUCCCCGCAUUUCUUACAGUUCUCUGAAAACGUCCAACCUUUUUCCUUCCCCCCCCUUUUUCCUUCCCAUUAAAAAUGGGAAUUUUAAAAACAUGCUUAAAUUAUAUUUGAAUGAAUGUCACAAAACAUUUUUGGUCAAGUGUUAAUUGAGAGCUUUCUCCAGUUAGGACCUUAUUGUAUACUUACAAGACACUCCUAUCACUUCAGAUACUUAAAACUUAC
Chroicocephalus ridibundus (black-headed gull) is the source of this 4799-nucleotide messenger RNA. RefSeq names its product toll like receptor 5 (gene TLR5). The transcript has 4 exons. Gene Ontology annotation, biological process: inflammatory response; immune response; toll-like receptor signaling pathway. Gene Ontology annotation, molecular function: transmembrane signaling receptor activity; protein binding. Lineage: Eukaryota; Metazoa; Chordata; Aves; Charadriiformes; Laridae. Gene Ontology annotation, cellular component: plasma membrane. The record is from RefSeq and is a predicted model, not a curated record. Bases 161 to 2878 code for a protein of 905 amino acids.